Molecule: messenger RNA, 1321 nt
Organism: Folsomia candida
Lineage: Eukaryota; Metazoa; Arthropoda; Collembola; Entomobryomorpha; Isotomidae
Product: malate dehydrogenase, mitochondrial
Exons: 6
Coding region: 132-1178 (348 amino acids)
Biological process (GO): carboxylic acid metabolic process; tricarboxylic acid cycle
Cellular component (GO): mitochondrion; cytoplasm
Molecular function (GO): L-malate dehydrogenase (NAD+) activity
Source: RefSeq, a predicted model, not a curated record
CAACACACCCAGUUCUUUUAAACUAAACCUUUUACCUUCCACUUAUUUACGUCCUCUAGCUUGCCCUCUAAAGCUUAAAUAAAAUAUUUUUUGCAUAAAAAAUACCCUGCCAAUUUUCCAAGUUAAUAACAAUGAACUGCUCAAGGUUUGGAGCUAUUGUAGUAAAAUUAAAACAUAUUAAAUAUAGUAAUGUCUCCGGAUUGAGAUUAUUUAGUUCAACGGGCAAGCAUGCCAAGGUCGCCGUUCUCGGUGCAAAUGGGAGUAUCGGACAACCACUGUCCCUGCUUUUAAAGAUGAACCCGCUCGUGGAAGAGUUGGCCUUGUACGACGUAGUCCAUCCGCAGGGUGUGGCUGCAGAUUUGGGUCAUGUUCCGACAUCCUGCGACAAAGUGACUGCGUUCGGUCCGGGUGAAAUAAUGGGGGCGUUGAAAGACGCGAAAAUUGUUCUGUGCGCGGCCGGAUCGCCGAGAAAGGCCGGAGUCACGAGGGAAGAACAGUUCAAACUGAAUUCUAAAGUGGUCAAGGAGUUAGCGAAAUCUUGCGCGGUUAUGAAUCCUGGCGCGAUUUACUGCAUAGUGACGAACCCGAUAAACAGCACUGUUCCACUAUUCUGCGAAAUCUUUAAAAGCGCUGGAGUUCUUAAUGAGGCUAAAAUUCUUGGGAUUAGUAAUCUCGAUGCGAUGCGAGCUGGAGCUUAUAUCGCAAAAGAAAAGGGAUGGCAAACUUCCGAUAUCAAUUGUCCCGUCGUCGGGGGUCACUCUGGGAGUACAAUCAUCCCAAUUAUAUCCCAGUGUAAACCAGACCCUCAAUUAAGCGAUGAACAAGUCAAGUUAAUUACGCAUGAGAUACGGGAAGCCGGUGCUGAAAUCGUGGCUGCCAAGAAAGGUUCUGGAACCGUGGCGUUAUCCAUCGCCUGGUCUGCUCAUCACUUUGUCGACGCCUUGUUAAGAGCCGUCGUCUCUGGCGAGAAAGGAGUCGUGGAGUGUGCCUACGUCAAAUCGGUGGCGGUGCCGGAGUGCAAAUAUUUCAGCAAUCCGAUCGAACUCGGGGUGGACGGAGUCUCUAAAAAUCUUGGGUUACCGCAGCUCAACGCGUAUGAAAAAUAUUUAUUAACAAAAUGCAUCCCUUCGUUGAAUCAGCACAUUCGCGCCGGCGAGGAGAGUGCUGCACAACGCUAGAAAAAUUUGCUGAAAAAAUGCAUUGACAAUGGUGUUGAAAAAUUUAUGCAGUAAUAUAUGUAUGUAUUAAAUAGGGAGAUGUUAGUUGGGUAUGGAAAUCUGGAUGAGUUAAUGGCAAAUAAAUUGAAAACGUACAGGCAAAA